AGAAAGGUCCAUUGCAUUGCAGUGUAAGUAUUUACAAAGCAAAGCGAAGCAAGCAUUCACUGAAUGCGCUCUAUCUCUCUCUUUCGAUCUGGGUACUAACCCUAACCCGCUUCGAACCGUGGCUUCCUCAGGCUCGCAGAACCUCUCUCGAAGAAAACCUUCUUCUUCUUCGUCUUCGUCUUCUCAACAAACACCCGGGUCGACCCGGAUCGUUUACCGAGAAUCUCGGAUCCCAUCGGAAUCCGAUUUCCCGAUCUGGCAGCAGAACUGGUUCAUCGCAUUGCUCUUCGUCAUGGCUCUCGGAUUCUUCGCCCUCGCCAUUUUCCUCUUCCUCACUCUCGACUCUGACAUCGCUCCUUCUUCCACCGCCUCCGCCUCCGCCUCCGCCGCUUCCUCCGAAGGCGUCGAGGUGCAGGUUACUUACGGCACGGUUCUGAAGCUUAUGCACGAGAAGACCAAAUUUCGGUUGCAUUCUCAUGACGUGCCCUACGGUUCUGGCAGUGGACAACAAUCGGUUACUGGUUUCCCAAAUGUCGACGAUUCCAAUAGUUACUGGAUUGUAAGACCUGAGCCAGGAACUUCUGCUAAACAAGGUGACCCCAUUAAAAGUGGCACAAUCAUUAGAUUGCAGCACAUGAGAACAAGGAAGUGGCUGCACAGCCAUUUGCAUGCAUCCCCGAUAUCAGGCAAUCUUGAGGUCAGUUGUUUUGGAGGAGAAUCCGAAUCUGACACCGGGGACUAUUGGAAGCUUAUAAUAGAAGGAAGUGGAAAGACUUGGAAGCAGGAUCAGAGGAUUCGCCUUCAGCAUAUUGACACUGGAGGCUAUCUACAUAGUCAUGAUAAGAAAUACAGUCGUAUUGCUGGGGGUCAGCAGGAGGUUUGUGGUGUUCGUGAAAAGCGUGCUGACAAUGUGUGGUUGGCAGCCGAAGGUGUCUACCUUCCCGUUACGGAAAGCAAAUGAGUUACUUAGUAUCGAUACUUAUUCUAAACGGGUAAACCAUGGAUAGUGGGAGUGGGUAGCUGGCACCGGUUCUGAUAACAAAUGCAGGUUUUUCUAUUGAAGGAUAAAUAUACAGGAGCAUUUAGGAUUAGAUAACGGUAGUAAUAUUUUGUCAUAGGUACACUUUGUUAUGUAGUAAGUGCAUGCCCCAUUUUCAUUUUCCCCGCUGAAAAUACUUGGUGUCUGUUGUUUUGUGAACGCCAUAUACCAUUCCUCUAAUAGGACUACGAAACGCAAUGAGUCUAUUUUUCAAUUGAAUUAUUAUACGGAUAAAAAUGAACCUUUAUGGAUGUGUUUCUCUUUUUGAUUUUGAUAAUGCAAAAGGAUGGGAAAUCCUUUCUGGUCCUUUACGUUCA
This is a messenger RNA of Glycine soja, 1356 nucleotides long. Its product is annotated as stromal cell-derived factor 2-like protein. Lineage: Eukaryota; Viridiplantae; Streptophyta; Magnoliopsida; Fabales; Fabaceae. The transcript is spliced from 6 exons. Bases 293 to 961 code for a protein of 222 amino acids. The record is from RefSeq and is a predicted model, not a curated record.